AGAAAGAGAGUAAGAGACGAUUUUUUGUUUCUUUAAUUUUUUGGAAUUAGUAAGCAAUGGAGGCUGGGUGAGCUUCUUGGGGCUUUGACCAGACCCGCUUCUCUUCAACCAUGGCUCCUUCUACCCCUCUCACCCCAUUUAUACAUUUUCAGACUUCUUCCCUUUUCAUUUUUGAAAGCUGCCUUCCCUGACUUUCUCUCUCAACUGGGUUUUCUUCCAUUUCCAUUUCUACUCUCUCAUUUUCUUUCUCUUUGGACUUUCCCCCCUUCUCUUUCUCUCUCUCCCAAUCUUCUCAUUCACCCGAUUCAUCACUCUAUAUCGCUUUAAGAUCAUCCUCUCUUCAUGCCCUUUUGUUUUCAUCGGUGUUUGUUUCACUUACCGGCGGAUUUUUAAUCUUGGUUUCUUUUAGAUCCGUCUACGCCUGCCAAUUUUGAAUGGCUAUAGUGGAUGGGUUGGAGCUUUAAAAUUGGUCGAGAUAUGUUUUGUGGUAAUUGGGUCCAUCAGGGGUUUUCCGUUUUGCGGUUUAGAUUGUCAAUGUUUGCAGAAGUUCAGUUUGGAAAAGGUCAACUUCAUAAAAAUUAAUCGAGGCAGGAUUUCUGUGUGGAUAUUUAGUUUUCUGCUUCAGUAAGGACUUGCCACAUCUCUUAAGAUAAAGAGGCAAAUAUUCGCCUUUGUAUGGAAAUUGUGGACGCAGGAGAAAUAUAAAUUUGUUUUCGUAUACAAUGGGUGGAGUUUGUUCGAGAACAAGAAGAACCACUUCAGAUGAUAUUGGUGGCCAUUCUGGUGAAGGGGGUCUCACCAAUGCUAAUGGUCAUUCUAACAAUGAGUCGGGGAUGGUUUAUCAGUCUCGUGGACUGCCCUCGAAAAUUACUGACUCCACGCUACCUGCUGUUGAUGAUAAUAAGUCGUUGCGAGAACCAUUUUCGUUCCCAGAGGUUAAUGUGGUUCCAUAUGGACUGGAUGAUAUCAAUGAUGGAAUUCCUCGCUUAUCUAGAACAUUAUCUCAGAAAUCUAGAUCAACCAAGUCCAGACAGGCUGUUGCGAAGGUUUCAGAAAUGAGCUCUCUUAUAGGCAGAGCAGGUACUGUUGGGCUUGGAAAGGCUGUCGAUGUUUUGGAUACACUUGGUAGUAGUGUGACUAGCUUAAACCUUGGUGGUGGUUUCACCUCGGGGGUGGCAACAAAGGGGAACAAAAUUUCAAUCUUAGCUUUUGAAGUUGCCAACACCAUUGUGAAAGGGUCUAGUCUAAUGCAAUCCCUUUCAAAACGUAACAUCAGAGUUUUAAAGGAGGAAGUGCUUCCAUCAGAAGGGGUCCAAAAUUUAAUAUCAAGAGACAUGGAUGAACUCUUGAGAAUUGCUGCAGCAGACAAGAGAGAAGAACUGAAAGUUUUCACUUGUGAAGUGAUUCGCUUUGGCAAUCGAUGCAAAGAUCCUCAGUGGCACCAAUUGCACCGCUAUUUCGAAAAGUUUGGUUCAGAAGUUACACAACAAAAGCAAUUGAAGGAUGAUGCUAAUGCAGUAAUGCAGCAGAUGAUGACAUAUGUACACUACACAGCAGAACUUUAUCAUGAGUUACAAGCCUUAGACAGAUUUGAACAAGAUUACCGGCGGAAGCUUCAAGAAGAGGAUAACUCCAACACCGCUCAGAGAGGAGAUAGCAUUUCAAUCUUGAAGGCCGAGUUAAAGAACCAAAAGAAGCAUGUCCGGAGUUUGAAGAAGAGAUCCCUCUGGGCCAAGAUACUGGAAGAGGUGAUGGAACAACUUGUGGACAUAGUGCAUUACUUACACUUGGAGAUUCGUGAAGCCUUUGGUAGUGCUGAUGAUGAUAAACCAGCCAAAGGUUCUCAGAGCAACCACAAAAAGUUGGGGACUGCUGGUCUCGCUUUGCAUUAUGCAAAUAUUAUUAGUCAAAUUGAUACACUUGUAUCUCGAUCAAGUUCUGUACCUCCUAAUACGAGGGAUGCUUUAUAUCAAGGACUACCUCCCAGUAUAAAGUCAGCAUUACGCUCAAAACUACAGUUAUUUCAGCCCAAGGAAGAGCUUACAAUUCCUCAAAUCAAAGCCGAGAUGGAGAAAACCUUACAUUGGCUUGUUCCCAUUGCCAACAACACUACCAAGGCUCAUCAUGGAUUUGGUUGGGUUGGUGAAUGGGCAAAUACAGGGGCUGAAGCCAACCGAAAACCUUCUGGCCAGAGUGAGUUACUAAGGAUCGAGACACUCUAUCAUGCAGAUAAAGAAAAGACCGAAUCUUACAUUCUUGAGUUGGUGGUAUGGCUUCACCAUCUAAUCAGCCAAGCUAGAGCUUGUAAUACUGGAAUAAGGUCUCCUGUCAAAUCCCCAAUUAGAUCCCCAAAUCAGCGGACGAUUCAGUUAUCGAACCAGAAACCAAGUUCACGAUCUCCGACGUUGACUGUAGAAGACCAGGAGAUGCUUCGAUAUGUGAGUAAAAGGAAACUUACUCCAGGAAUAAGCAAGAGUCAGGAAUUUGAUUCAGCAAAAACCAGGUUAAGCAAGCACCAUAGGCUAAGUAAAAGCAGCAACCAUUCCCCAACCAAUGAAAACAAAAAGGAUCCCUUCCCCCUUCGAAGGCCAAACUCCGUCCCAGUUAUUGAUUUUGAUAUUGACCGCAUGAAAGCUUUGGAUGUCAUCGAUAGAGUCGACAAUAUCCGAAGCUUUUCAUAAUCAUCCUGGAUUGAAGUUCAAGAAAAACAAUCACUGCUAGUGUAUGCAUAAGGUAUAACAUGCCAUUUUCCAAUUUGAUUCGUGUGCUUGGUAGUGUUUAUGGGUGAAGGAGAAGAAGAUUGUUGUUAUGAGAUGAAUGGAAGGAAAAUUUUUAAGGGUUUGUUCUUUUUGGAUGUGAAAAUAUAUAAGGGUAAUAGCAUGUUAAUGUCAGAGGACAGCUUUAAAAUAGUUGUAGAAAUUGUGAGAGGUUUCAGAUAAUAGUUUAUUUUCAGUUCUGUGUAUAGAAAUACUUUUAUUAUUUCAUAAUAAUUGAAAGGUAUUUAUGGAUUCUUUUA
Messenger RNA from Cucumis melo (muskmelon), 3016 nucleotides. Its product is annotated as protein PSK SIMULATOR 1. NCBI's taxonomy places the organism in Eukaryota, Viridiplantae, Streptophyta, Magnoliopsida, Cucurbitales, Cucurbitaceae. The transcript is spliced from 13 exons. The coding region runs from base 723 to 2681 and encodes 652 amino acids. Gene Ontology annotation, biological process: positive regulation of growth. The record is from RefSeq and is a predicted model, not a curated record.